UAUUUUAGAAAAAAGAAACGCUAGUAAGCAGAUAGUAAACAGACUCUGAUGGGUUAUGAUCACCAACAGCCGACUGAACUCGCACCACUUCAUUAUGAGAUUCCAACCGCGGACACAGGAUGCGCGAUGUUCAGCUUUUGAUCCCUACACAAUAUUGGCUCUUUUGACGUUUGGAAUUUUCCUCAUCUACUUGUUCAGCAUAGUGUUCAAUCAGUUGGCAAUCACGGCUCGCGGUCGUAAAAUCAGAGGCGUCAGCGAAAAACAGACAGACAUGAUUUACUCGUGUUUGUUACGAGGUCACGAACUGUGGGGGUGUUAACUCACGGCUAAAAUAUUUCAAACAAUUUUUUUUGUUACAAUUCUCUCAUUAAUAAGCGCUCAGUUUAAAAUUUAGUUGUCAACCCAACCAGUUCUUGUGCAUCAACGUUCUUCUUUUUCAAACGGUUAAAGACCCGAUCCAGUUAAUAAAGUGCAAUCAGUCGAAAGAAAGUAUUCGGGCAGUGCGGAAGUGUUUCCUACUCCGGUGUCUCUGUCAAUUGUGGCGUUAGUGAUCUGUCGCUGAAUUUUAUUAGAGAAAAAUGAAGAAAAUUUUCAGUUUCCUAACUUUGCUGACAGUGGUGUUGCCUCAGAUCAAUUGUUCUGAGCCCUCAAUUAUCAAUUCCAGUUACCACAUUGGAGAAGCUCGAGGAGGUUAUGACGGAGGAGGCAGCUACGGCGGAGGAGGUUACGGCGGAGGACAUGGUCACGGAUCCAUUUCAAUCGAUCCCGUUUCCAUAUUGGGUCUAUUGUCGUUGGGAGCGGUUUUAUUGCGAAGUAUUCUCACCUUACUGCCAGCCACGAGCGCUAGGAGUCUGGACGUGACGGACAUCAAUCUUCCACUGAUGCUUUCAGAUAUUCCCGAGGCCAUCGCCAAUUGGCAUGAAACGAAGAGUAACCAACACGUCGUCUACGAAAGGAGCGCUGACGAGCGAGAUGACGAUGGCAAUCCGACGGCUCCGAUUCGCCAUUAUUUGUCUAUGCUUAAGACGGACAGAUCUUGUCUCCCGCAUUUUCUUUGCCAAUUCUGGAAGCCCAGAUCUAUGGAAGAAGAGACUUUCCUCGACAUUGUCAUGCUAACCACUGUCGAAUGGAAUGGUCUGGCGAAAAGUGCUGCUAUCUACGACCAGUUGAAGCAACCAGAUUCAUCGGCAGCACAGCGAUUUUGUGCCCAAGCCCGUUCUGAAUGCAUAAAGGGAGAAUUCGAUUUGAAGAAACAACUAUGAACUUUUUGGAAUGACACAAUUUCGAUGAAUAAUUUUUCAAAUGAGUACAAGUGUAUUGAGAAUACAGAUUACAAAACAAAUUU
This is a messenger RNA of Daphnia pulex (common water flea), 1345 nucleotides long. RefSeq lists its product as uncharacterized. Bases 579 to 1262 code for a protein of 227 amino acids. NCBI's taxonomy places the organism in Eukaryota, Metazoa, Arthropoda, Branchiopoda, Diplostraca, Daphniidae. The record is from RefSeq and is a predicted model, not a curated record. The transcript has 6 exons.